Messenger RNA from Necator americanus (New World hookworm), 1497 nucleotides. RefSeq lists its product as uncharacterized. The record is from RefSeq and is a predicted model, not a curated record. The coding region runs from base 1 to 1497 and encodes 498 amino acids. Lineage: Eukaryota; Metazoa; Nematoda; Chromadorea; Rhabditida; Ancylostomatidae. Gene Ontology annotation, molecular function: oxidoreductase activity; flavin adenine dinucleotide binding. The transcript has 13 exons.
AUGGAAACACUUUCAAAUGACAUCCAUAAUUUCAAUCCCACCUCUAUGCUCACACAUACCGUAAUUCAAAGGAUUGAUUUGUUCAAGCUCGUGAAACCGACAGGUGAGAUGAUCUAUGUGGUUGUCGGCGGUGGAAUUGCUGGUGUAAGCUGCACGAAACGACUUUUAGAGUCAUUACCGGAGUCUGAUGACGUUGUUUUAGUGUCCGCAAGUAAACGCGUUAAGACGGUCCGUCAGUGGAGAAGGAUUGGUCAUUUCACCGAACGAUUUGACGUUUGCGAGGAUGAAACGGUUUCGGACGAUCCUCGUUUCAGUUUCAUUCAAGCUGAUGUGUCCGGAUGGAACUAUAAAAAGAAGGAGCUACAUCUUACCAAUCAUAGUGAACCUGUGAAGUAUGACCGACUGUGUAUUGCUACGGGUGCAGCUCCAAUCACACCUUUUAACAAUAAAAAGGUUCUCACUAUCCGAGAUACGGAAUCUGCUGAAGAGCUGCAACGUCGCUUAAAAGGUGCCAAACAUGUUGCAGUUGUUGGAAACGGAGGUAUCGCCACCGAAGUAGUAUUUGAAAUGAGAGGUGUCGCAAUUACAUGGAUAAUCCGUGAUGAUUCAAUCUCCUCAGUGUUUUUCAAUCCUGCAAUUGCGGAGUUCUUUCAGAAAAGAAUGGAGAUGGGUCGAACUGAAGGGGCGAAGAACGCUGGUGUCCUGAAACGACUUAGAUACUCAUUGGACAACUCUGUCGCCAAAGAAGAUGCGCGAAAUGCUGCAGGUUGCGCACUGGGACCCGAUUGGAUAUCUGCUUUAUCUUUUGAGGAUAAUAUUCAGGAUCGUUGCGUCGAUGUCAUUCGUAAUGCCGAAGUGAGCGAUGUGAAGGACGAGGGCGAUGGAUUGGUUUUGUGCCUUACGAAUGGCAACAUAAUUCAUUGUGAUUUCGUUAUAUGGGCAACAGGAGUAAUUCCGGCAGUCAAAGUGUGGAAGCAAAAUUGUAAUGAGUUGAAGGUAUCAUCCGCUGACGGUGGAAUUGUCGUUGAUGAUGCUCUGCGGACUUCUAUUCCCGACGUGUACGCAUGUGGUGACGUUUGUUCUCCUGAAUGGAGUGCACCUUCAGAAUUUUGGAAACAGAUGCGUCUAUGGACUCAAGCGAGGCAAAUGGGUGAUUAUUGCGGGAGAUCAAUGAUAGCGAACGGAGAUAUCGACACCGACUUUUGUUUUGAGCUGUUCACUCAUACAACAACUUUCUUCGGUUUUAAGGUCGUUUUUCUUGGUGAUUUCAAAGGCGAACACCAACCUGAAGGAUGGUAUACGAUAGAAAGGAUAAUUAAGGAUGACCAAUUUGUUCAAUGCAUCAUGUUUAAUCACAAAGUAGUUGGAGCUGUACUGGUGGGCGAGACUGAUCUAGAGGAAACAAUUGAGAACUUAAUCCUGAAUAGAACUGAUCUCGAAAGGAUCGAAGACAGCUUUCUGGAUCCAGAAAUUGAUAUAGAAGAUUAUUUUGAUUAG